Molecule: messenger RNA, 1097 nt
Organism: Plutella xylostella (diamondback moth)
Lineage: Eukaryota; Metazoa; Arthropoda; Insecta; Lepidoptera; Plutellidae
Gene: Rack1
Product: Receptor of activated protein kinase C 1
Molecular function (GO): translation regulator activity; ribosome binding; protein binding
Source: RefSeq, marked validated
UUCGUGCGCGAGUGCGGUGUGGUUGCUAUCGUUCGUCAAAAUGACUGAAACUUUAAAGCUCAGGGGCACCUUGUGCGGCCACAAUGGCUGGGUUACUCAGAUUGCCACCAAUCCCAAGUACCCUGACAUGAUUUUGUCUUCUUCCCGAGACAAGACCCUCAUCGUAUGGAAACUGACCAGGGACGAGACCAACUACGGAAUCCCCCAGAAGCGUCUGUACGGCCACUCUCACUUCAUCAGCGACGUGGUCCUGUCCAGCGACGGCAACUACGCUCUCUCUGGCUCGUGGGACAAGACCCUGCGUCUGUGGGACCUCGCCGCCGGCAAGACCACCAGGCGUUUCGAAGACCAUACCAAGGAUGUCCUCUCCGUCGCCUUCUCUGUUGACAACCGUCAAAUCGUAUCUGGAUCCCGAGACAAGACCAUCAAGCUGUGGAACACCCUUGCCGAGUGCAAGUACACCAUCCAGGACGAUGGCCACAGUGACUGGGUGUCCUGUGUGCGAUUCUCACCGAACCAUGCCAACCCCAUCAUUGUGUCUGCUGGUUGGGACCGCACCGUGAAGGUCUGGCAUCUGACCAACUGCAAGUUGAAGAUCAACCACUUGGGCCACUCCGGCUACCUGAACACAGUGACUGUCUCCCCCGACGGCUCGCUCUGCGCGUCCGGAGGCAAGGACAUGAAGGCCAUGCUCUGGGACCUGAACGAUGGCAAGCACCUGCACACGCUGGACCACAACGACAUCAUCACAGCCCUGUGCUUCUCGCCCAACAGAUACUGGCUGUGCGCUGCCUUUGGACCCUCCAUCAAGAUCUGGGAUCUGGAAAGCAAGGAGAUGGUUGAGGAGCUCCGACCAGAGAUCAUCAACCAGACCCAGACCUCCAAGUCUGACCCUCCCCAGUGCUUGUCCCUUGCCUGGUCCACUGAUGGACAGACCCUCUUCGCUGGUUACUCUGACAACAUCAUCCGAGUCUGGCAGGUGUCCGUCUCAGCCCGAUAAGAAGACUAAGAUACAAGUUUCAUUUAUUUUUGUGCUGCUGAAUAUGUAUCGUAUUCAAUAUCUAUGAGGACAGAAAUAAAUGGAAUUCUCUAGAUUA